AUGUUCCCUUCCAUCCCUGCCACGGCCUCCCGCGUCCUCCUCCCCACCACCGCCGCCGUAUCUCGCCCCGCCAUGGCCGCCGCCACCGCAGCCUCCGCGACCCCGCCGCCAUCGCAGCAGCCAGCACCCAAGGCGGUCCGGGUGGUGGUGAAGGGCCGCGUGCAGGGCGUCUUCUUCCGCGACUGGACGGUGGAGACGGCGCGGGCGCUCGGGCUCGCCGGCUGGGUCCGCAACCGCCGCGACGGCACCGUGGAGGCCCUCCUCUCCGGCGACCCCGCCAAGGUCGACGAGAUGAUCUCCCGCCGCCUACCAGUCGGGCCGCCCGCUGCUGCCGUCACCGCCGUGCUCCCCUCCCCCGCCGACCCGCUCGACCCCUCCGAGGGGUUCCAGCGCAAGCCCACGGCCUGAUGAGGACUGUUUUCUGAUGUGCUCCACCAUGGACUUGUCAUCCCCCUCCCCUGCCUUGUGGUGCUGCACGGGUUUGAACUUGUAUUGCCUAGCGCAUAUCAGGUAGUACACCAGGUUCAUGACCUGCAGCAGCGUUACAACCCAGUAGAAGUAGUCCAGCU
This is a messenger RNA of Lolium rigidum, 569 nucleotides long. RefSeq names its product acylphosphatase-like. Gene Ontology annotation, molecular function: acylphosphatase activity. Bases 1 to 408 code for a protein of 135 amino acids. The transcript is spliced from 2 exons. NCBI's taxonomy places the organism in Eukaryota, Viridiplantae, Streptophyta, Magnoliopsida, Poales, Poaceae. The record is from RefSeq and is a predicted model, not a curated record.